AAUUUCGGUUGUCUGCUCAAACAGCUGUUCCCUGUUCGUCUUUCACAAGUUUUGACGUCUUAUCAAUUUUUAUAAUUUUAUCAGUUUUUCAUAAAAAUAAUGUCGAAUCAGAGGAAUUUUUAAUCAUUUCAGAGUGCAAUUCUUGAAAAUGGAAGAUUCAGAAGAAUAAAAAAUUUAAUUGAAAAUGUCGGAUGGACCAGGAGAGGACGCGUCAGCUGUAGCUUCUAGGUUACAUAAUUUGCGACUAGGACGCGAAGAAGCAGAUGAGGCGAGAAAUAUGGAGAGCGAAGGUGAAGCCUCUGCUACAGAUUCGCCUCAGAAUAUGCAACCUCCAGGAAACAUAAUGAUGUCCAGGGUUCGACGUGCCCUUACUUUUUCCGUCGACGAGGAACCAAGUACUUCUGCUAACAGGGCUGUAGAAGCUUCCUUCAAUGCCGAAGAGAGACCCCCAGGGAACACAUUAAACGCUCAGCCAGAGUCAAGAUCCCAAAAUGCAAUCCUCGACAAUGGAUUAGCUCGUCGACCCCCAGCGACUUAUAACUGGCAGGGAACUAAAGCCACAAUGCGGGAAAGAUUCGCCUUUCUUUUCAAUAACGAAAUUCUGUCGGACGUGAGAUUUCUCGUAGGAAGGGGAGCCCAGCAACAGUCGAUUCCAGCACACAAGCUUGUCUUGUCUUCCGGAAGUGCCGUUUUUGACGCAAUGUUUAACGGAACUUUGGCCACAGCUUCCGUCGAAAUUGAGGUGCCCGAUGUUGAGCCCGUAACUUUUCUCGCCGUACUUUUAUUCCUCUAUACAGAUGAAAUCCAAAUUGAUCCCGAAACGGUCAUGACCACACUCUACACAGCAAAAAAAUACGCUGUUUCGCCUUUGGAGAAACAUUGCGUGGAUUUCUUGAGGAAUAACUUGACAACUGACAAUGCGUUUUUGCUGCUGGCUCAAGCGCGUCUGUUCGAUGAGCCGCAAUUGGCUGAUGUUUGUUUGGACACGAUUGACAAGUCGACAAAUGAUGCGCUCAAUGCGGAUGGAUUCACUGAUAUUGAUAUCGAAACACUGAUUGUGGUUUUGGAAAGAGACACGCUUAGGGUGAGGGAGUCGAAAAUUUUCCAGGCUGUUGUCAGAUGGUCAGAGGCAGAAUGUGUGAGACAACAACUUCCAGUGACCCCGGAUAAUCAGAGAUCUGUUUUGGGCAGGGCACUUUCCCUUGUGCGAUUUCCUUUAAUGUCAAUGGAGGAAUUUGCAAGUGGAGCAGCACAAUCGGGACUUCUCACUGAUAAAGAGGUGGUGUCGUUAUUUUUGUAUUUUAUCCUAAAUCCAAAACCAAAAGUGGGGUUUGAAGCAAUGCCGCGUUGUCGAAUGAUGGGAAAGGAACAAACAGUUUGCCGAUUUCAACAAACUGAAAGCAGAUGGGGGUAUAAUGGAACGAGCGAUCGAAUCAGAUUCUCCGCUGAUAGGAGAAUAUUUUUAGUCGGUUAUGGAGUUUACGGAAGCAUUCAUGGUCCAGCGGAAUAUGAUGCCGUUAUUGAAUUAAUUCACACAGCAUCCGGAAAAGUGAUAGCCACGAAUUCGACUAGUUUUAGCUGUGAUGGCUCUAAUUAUACUUAUCGACUGAUGUUCAAAGAACCUGUAGAAAUAUUGCCCAAUACAAUUUACACAGCCUCUGCUAAAUUUGAAGGUCCGGAUUCACAUUACGGCCUCAAAGGUCUUCGAAAAGUGACCGUGGAUUGCGAUUCAGGCCAGAGUAAAGUUAAAUUUCAAUUUAACUUCGAGGCUGGAGACAAUAAUGGGACUUGCGUCGAAAGUGGACAAAUUCCUGAAUUAAUAUUCUACACUCUGUAACAAAACCGUCAGAACGCAACAUUCUUGGGAAUAGAGACGAGAAAUCAUUCCGACUCGUUUCCUGAAAAUAAUUUUCUCUAUUCGGUAAAUUCUGUUCUAAAAAAAUAUAUUCAGGAUCAGAGAAACACAGUCUUUAAAGAAAUUCAAAACGUGAUUAGAAAAUGCACCUUAUUUCUGCGAAAUGUAACUCAAAUCGUGUGCGAUGUUUUCAAAUAAUUUUAUAAUCGUACAUACGCAAAACA
Messenger RNA from Belonocnema kinseyi, 2079 nucleotides. RefSeq names its product BTB/POZ domain-containing protein 1-like. NCBI's taxonomy places the organism in Eukaryota, Metazoa, Arthropoda, Insecta, Hymenoptera, Cynipidae. The coding region runs from base 185 to 1837 and encodes 550 amino acids. The transcript is spliced from 7 exons. The record is from RefSeq and is a predicted model, not a curated record. Gene Ontology annotation, cellular component: P-body; cytosol. Gene Ontology annotation, biological process: neurogenesis. Gene Ontology annotation, molecular function: protein binding.